UCCAAAUUUAGUGACCAAACCCAAACUUGAUUUGACCGACCAAUUUGCCAGCUCUAUGGACUAUGGGUUCCCACCCAAAUUCAAUAGAUAGACUUGGGGGCAAUACGUUAGUUACGGUGCUCCCUAUCGCACUUGAGAAUUAGCCGCCGGAGAGUGAGUGAGAGUCGUGGAAAAGGCGGAUUUUAAAACCAAGAAAAUCAAACCGAAAUGGAUUGCGACAUCGAAGUGAAUUGGGCUUCCUUGCAAAACUGCCUCUGUUAGGGUCGCCGAUGGAGAGCCAGAAGAGUGUCAAUUCUUCCUCUUCCGGCGGCGGCGGCGGCGGCGAUGGCGAAGCCUCCAAGUGUAAAGUGAAGCUGAUGUGCAGUUACGGAGGGAAGAUUCAUCAGCGGCAGCGGGACAACCAGCUUGCCUACGUCGGCGGCGACACCAAGAUCCUCACCGUCGAUCGGAGAAUCAGAUUUCCCGAGAUUUUCUCGAAGCUGAGCUCUCUCUGCACCUGCGGCGACAACGGGGAGCUCUCUAUAAAGUAUCAGUUGCCCGGCGAGGAUCUCGACGCUCUGGUCUCCCUGAUCGACGACGACGAUGUGGAGCACAUGAUGGUCGAGUACGACCGCAUGCUUAGGGUUUCCGCCAAGCCGGCCCGCCUGAGGCUCUUCCUGUUCAACCCGAACCGCCCCGUGAAACCCGAAUCCGAGGCUCCCCUGAACCCGGACUUCCUCUUCGGGUUCGACAAGGAUUACCAGCCCAGCAUCGCGCCGACCACCCACGACCUUCUCCAAUUGCAUAUCCCCGGAAUGCCCCUGCCCGAAAACCCCUGCCCGAAACAGCAAGUUGAAAAUGGCCUGCCACCCGGGAAUUACGGAUCGGUUGCCAACAACAACAAGUUGAUGAUCCUGCAGAGCCAUCACCAUCUUCCACCACACCUGCAAGGGUUGCCUGAAAGCCACGUCACCGGCGGGGUAGGUGGUUAUGCCAAUGGGUUGAAAAUGGUAUACGGGUUACCCGUAUUUCCCGGUGGGUAUCACCCAGGCAACCUUGGACAGUUCAGUGUGAUAGCCGGAGGGGGCGAUCAAAACCUGCAACACCCAAUUUACAGUUUUGUCCAGGCGGUGCCCUCUGUCCCUGUUCCGGAGCACAAGCAGCAGCCGCCACCGCCGCUAGUUUCCACCACCUCCGGCGGCGAAAUGCUGAAUCCUGCCGUGGGUGUCAUCGAUCAAACUCUGGCCUAAGGUCCCUCUCUACUUUUCUAUUUUGGGGUGUUAACCUCUUACUUUUUUUUCCUUCCUUUUCCUCCAUGAAAGUACAGUGAGGGUAAAUACUAGCAGUGAGUAUUAUACUAUUGGUUUAUUAUUUAUGCCUUAUUGAGUUUUGUUCGAGAGGGGUUUUGAG
Molecule: messenger RNA, 1389 nt
Organism: Cuscuta campestris
Lineage: Eukaryota; Viridiplantae; Streptophyta; Magnoliopsida; Solanales; Convolvulaceae
Source: the annotation of a GenBank genome assembly